UGAGUGAGAGGUCGUGGUAGUGGUAGUGGCAGAGACUCACACACACAGAGACUCACCAUCACUCGCCCCCCCCCACACUCCCCCACACCUGCCUACAGGUGGCCCACCUGUGCCAUCCCCACACCUGCCAUACGUCUACCGCACCGUCACCAUACUGCCAUAGUUUAGUCGUCACUAUAUCAUCACACUUCCCCGGUUCUUAUCAUCAAGUUCAACAAGUAUACUCUGGAAAGAACGUUAUCUAUGAAACACAAUAUAAGGAGCGAGUGUGACGGGUGACCGUGAAGAGACACCACCUAACAGUUGCUGACUGUUUAAGACUCGCGGUAAACGUUUGCGCGCGAGUUGGAGUUACGGGCGUCGCUGGGGAGCCCCUGUGAGAGUGGUGAGGGAAGCGGCGGCAACCUUAUGUAUGCCAGGUUACUCGGACACCUAGUAGAUAGAAGCGAGGAGGAGGAGAGAGGGGCUGGGAACUAAUCAAGCUGGGACGGCAGUAAUCAAAGUGGUGGAGAUGCUGUGUCGAGCUGUAGUGGAGCCAAUAAUGGGACACGAUGCUUGCUAAACCUGCAAGAUCCACCUGCCUCCCACGACAACACUGACGUUCACUGGGGAUGUGCCAAGUACGGGAGCGGUCGACCUCUACACCAAGACCUUAAACAUUAGAACAAAAACAGUCUUGUCUCGAUUGAAGUACUUAAUUCCCUCGAGUAACUCAGAGGGACCCUCUGAUGGGCUGUAACACGCUCAGCUCAGGCGCUCAGGUGCAUGCUGGUGGCGUAUAACAGUAGAAUGUUGCCUGAGUGCCAAAAGGGAAGCCUCGUGGCCCUGUCGGUGGCAGUAUGUAUGGUGGCACCCGGACGAGCGUGACUACGUCUACCACUCUCGCCGACUCAACAGUUGCCCUUCCCAGCGUCAAGUGAAUACAGUGCCAUACGUAAAUCUGAUGUGAAUUUCAAAGACCAAUAGUUGAAGUUCUACCACAUUUACAAUGACUGCUUUCGUGAAUUUACUCAAUUAUAAACAACUCAGUAAAAGUUGGAUUUAUAUUAAAAAAUGGGAAUCAAAAGAAACCCAUUUUCAAAAUAUAUAUUUUUGUAUACAGUGAAUUUUGUGAAAUAAACACGCUUUACCGGUCGUGUUAAGUACUUACAAUGAACUAAAAAUUGUCAUUAACAAACUGUGUUCUACAUAUCAGUAUUCUACAGAGACUGAGUAGCUGGAUUAGAUUAUCUUCUGUAGACCAUUACACUUGCCUGAUGUUAUAGACUUGAGUGUGUGUUCACCGUCUUCGUGUCAUGGAGUAUGUCAAGUGUUCAAUAGUAUGUCUUAGUAUGGUGUAACGUCAGCUGAGAACCUUCCUCUUUACACACUUCGCUGAGGGCCACACGAACCUAUACUAUAUGUUGUGGAUUAAUGUUGCUCACAACUAAUAUUGAGCGGUAAGAUGUGCUGGUGUGUGUUGAGCGUUUACCUCUAUCAAAUAUGUAUAUAUAUCGUAUUUAAUGACGUAAAAUAAAUGACGAACGGACACUCCGGAUAAUAAACAAAGGCAUAUAAUGAACUAUUGGUGCAAAAAACUAUUACAAAGACACAAACAUCAGAAAAUACAAUCAUGAAUGUGUGUGUGUUAUUAAACUAUAAUAAUGUGAACGACGUCUUAUCCUUGAUGUUUUAACUUACGAGCUUCCAAAGACGCUUUCCUGCAGCCCACAGGUAGCAAUGUUGUCAAUGGGAAAAAAUAGUAAUAGUUUGAAUAACCUUAUUGCUUGAUCAGUGUUACAUAAUUGUGAUAAAAAUAAGCAAUCAAAAUAGUGUUACCACAUCCGUGUGAAAGUGAACGAACCUUGCAACUCAAGUCGUUUAGUGUUUCGAGACAAACACAAAGCCUUCCCUCUUCAGGCUAGCGGCUUCUGCGUGUAUUAUAGUGUGGACAAGUCUCCAGCCUCCCCACCCUCCUUCAUCAACCUAACCGUUCCCACAAUAAACGCUUUCUGAACUACAUUUCUCUAGCUAAUACGGCCACAUAAGAUUCUUUGGUGCUUGAAAAAUACACAACAGUGAGCAAAAAAGGUACUUAAGAAAAAAAUAUCCUUAGUUUUGUCCGAGUCGGCAAGACCUCCCUCCGUCCCCCCCUCCCCACCACAACCAGUCUCUUGAAUAAGUGUUAAGAAAACACUUGUUUCAUGUUCCUCGGAGCAGGUGUAAUGGGCGAGGCGGUCGAGCUGAGCACCAACGAGACGUGGGUGGCUGAAGGCGUGGCCAACGUCAGUGUGGGCGCCGCGGCAGGUACAGAGAGUGGAUCAGAAUGGGCGGACCUGACGGUGGGCUUAGUGAAGGGGGUGUGCAUGGCGGUGAUCAUAGUGUGCGCGGUCCUGGGGAACCUCCUCGUGGUGGUCAGUGUGGUGCGUCACCGCCGCCUGCGGAUCCUCACCAACUAUUUCGUCGUCUCUCUCGCCAUUGCUGAUAUAUUAGUGGCAAUAAUGGCGAUGCCCUUCAACGCCAGUGUGGAAAUUACUGGACGUUGGUUGUUCAGUUACCGUAUGUGUGACCUGUGGAAUUCUUUUGACGUGUACGCAUCCACCGUGUCCAUUCUCCACUUGUGUUGCAUUAGUAUUGAUCGCUACUAUGCCAUCGUGCGACCUUUGGAGUACCCUAUGGUGAUGACAGAGAAGCGGGUCAUGGUGAUGCUCUGUCAUGUCUGGGUGGCGCCAAUAGUCAUUUCAUUUCUUCCAAUCUUCAUGGGAUGGUACACAACCAAUGAACACCUGGAAAAUCGAGCUAACAACCCCAGCCUCUGUAUUUUCGAGGUAAACACGUCGUACGCGGUGGUGUCGUCGUCGAUAUCGUUCUGGAUGCCGUGCAGUGUGAUGAUAUACAUGUAUUAUCGCAUAUACCUGGAAGCAGCCCGCCAGGAGCGCAUGUUGCACCGACACACACGACUGUCCAGCGCCUCUCAAGCACCACACGCCGCCCUCGUCGUGUCCAACAACUCCUCCCACACCACCGUCACCACCGCCUUCGUAGGCAGCAACGGCGUGGGUUCUGACGCUGGCCUGGGCAGCGGAGGGUCAGGUCGCCGCCUCAUGAACCACCGACCCUCUAGUGACACCCAGGAAGCCACGCCCACCAAGGAACGCAAUCUCAUAAAGUUGAAGCGUGAACACAAGGCAGCCCGCACACUGGGCAUCAUAAUGGGAGCGUUCAUUGUCUGCUGGCUACCAUUCUUCACUUGGUACGUCACCAUCACUCUUUGUGGCAAGGCCUGUCCCUGUCCUGACAUUAUUGUUUCAAUCCUCUUCUGGAUCGGAUAUUUCAAUUCUAUGCUCAAUCCCGCCAUCUACGCCUACUUCAACCGUGACUUCCGGGAGGCGUUUCGACGGACUCUUCAGUGCGUGUUCCGGUGCGGGCGACCUGUGGACCCGUGGCGGGGCCAGCUGGGGCCGCCCUACGACUCUGAUCUCUGUCUACAGCACAAUGGUCAUUCUACAGUCGUCAAAACAAAGCCUCGACGUUACAGCACUGAGUGUGGUGUUUAAGCCCCCCCCCCCCCUUCCCGGUAUCUAAUUUAAUGGCCCCCUUUUGUUUAGGAUCUCCUUUGUACAAGGUUCCCCUUCUGUAACCUCUGUACACAUGCAUCAUAAGAGUCUAUUUUCGGUAGGUGUCAAUACUGUACAUGUUCAAGCUUGUCCCUUAAGUGGUACGAGUCAACCAAUUGUAUUAGAUCUCAUAAAUAGACGUAACACAUUAA
Procambarus clarkii (red swamp crayfish) is the source of this 3748-nucleotide messenger RNA. RefSeq names its product octopamine receptor beta-2R. Gene Ontology annotation, cellular component: plasma membrane. Gene Ontology annotation, molecular function: octopamine receptor activity; adrenergic receptor activity. The record is from RefSeq and is a predicted model, not a curated record. Lineage: Eukaryota; Metazoa; Arthropoda; Malacostraca; Decapoda; Cambaridae. Gene Ontology annotation, biological process: adenylate cyclase-activating adrenergic receptor signaling pathway.